Messenger RNA from Acaulospora colombiana, 660 nucleotides. Lineage: Eukaryota; Fungi; Glomeromycota; Glomeromycetes; Diversisporales; Acaulosporaceae. The record is from the annotation of a GenBank genome assembly.
AAGCUGUGCGAGCAACCUCGCGAUGCGACAGCGUUCAGCAUGCGAGUCCCUUAUCUCGUCGCUCCAUCUCUUGUUCUGUGGACUUCUGAUGAUCCCGAGGCGACUACUGAAGCCAGAGAGAGGCACAGAGCGCUGAGAACAUUUGGCGAAGGAGAGUUGAAAUCGACCUUUGGUACAGAAGACCAUAGUGCCUACGGUACAGGUUAUGGAAAUGGCGAGCCACGUGAUCCUAGGGAUCAAGACGCUGCAAAAUCACUCUUUGGAGACAACUAUCCGAGACUUCAAGCGCUCAAGGCCAAAUCGGCAAUUCACAAACUUGUCGCUCUAGAUCCGGUCAUCAACACGUCCAGAGCAAAGUCAAGGUGGAGGACGCCCCCGGAUCCAAGGCGACAUCCUCCCAAAUAUUGGCAGCUCCACCGGCACAUAAAAAGUAAAAUGAAUGAAGAAUCGGGCCGAAAGCAGAUCAAACUUGGCGUGGAUUGCUACACGUAUUUACCACGAAAGUCAAGUAUGAUCAGAGCGUUAAACUUUGAUUGGAAAACACCUCUCUUAGAGGCCGGCUUCACAGGCGACCUCGUCACUCCCUCUGACCCCGACUACCAAGUCUCCCUCAAACGCUUUGUCAAGAAUGCCCAGAGAAACGCCGCACUCGUCGCAUUC